Messenger RNA from Mobula hypostoma (lesser devil ray), 3277 nucleotides. RefSeq names its product T-cell-specific guanine nucleotide triphosphate-binding protein 2-like. The transcript has 2 exons. The record is from RefSeq and is a predicted model, not a curated record. Gene Ontology annotation, cellular component: membrane. Gene Ontology annotation, molecular function: GTP binding; GTPase activity. NCBI's taxonomy places the organism in Eukaryota, Metazoa, Chordata, Chondrichthyes, Myliobatiformes, Myliobatidae. Bases 109 to 1326 code for a protein of 405 amino acids.
UAGGGAGUGUCCAGAGUUAGUUUCAUUCCGGACUGAGAGCGGUGAACAACACUCCGGCUUCAUUCUCUGUCCCACACUGACACUGCAGGAAACUCCUCCCAGUGGGAAAUGUCUGGUGUUCUAUCCAACCUGUAUUACAGCACCAAGGAUGUGAAGGACCUGGUGUCUGCCUAUCAACAUGCAGGAGAGACGGGUCUGCAAUUGGCCAUCGAGAGAAAAUCCAAGCAGUUCGAAAAUGUACAGAUCCAGAUUGCGGUGAUGGGUGAGUCAGGAUCGGGCAAGUCGACCCUGAUCAAUGCUCUGCUUGGUUUGGAUGAGUAUGAGGAAGGGGCUGCCCCAACCGGCAGCACAGAGACCACCAUGGAAAUAACACGUUACCGCCAUCCCACCCUUCCUACCGUUCAGUACUGUGACUUCCCUGGAUUGAAUACACCAAGGUUUCCGAUGAAAAAUUUCAUGAAGAAAACCGACUUUUCCCAGUAUGAUUUGGGCAUCAUUGUCACUGCUGCUCGGUUCACGGAGAAUGACAAGUUACUGGCUGAAGCACUGAAGAAGGCGGGCAAACCUUUCUACCUGGUGCGCUCUAAGAUCGACGAGACUGUCAGGGCAGAAAGCCGCAAGAAGGAUUACAACCAGGAGGAUAUGUUCCGGAAAGUGAGAGAGUAUUGCAUCUCCUCACUGCAGGCAGCAGGGAUACAAAAUACUUCCGUUUUCCUCUAUUCCGCCUUUAACCUUGAUGAGUUUGAUUUUCCUGAAUUUAGGGAGGCUGUGGCAUCCAAUCUCUUGGAGAUACAGAAGAAUCUAUUCAUCACAGCUCUCCCCAACACAUCUAAAGCUGCUAUAGAGCGAAAACAUAAAGCUCUGCGGCCAUUCAUCCAGAUGCUGUCUGCCAUAUCGGGGGGUAUCGGUGUAGUUCCCAUUCCGGGUUUGUCUCUUGCCUGUGACUUGACGCUCAUUAUCUCCGGUAUCGUGUUCAUGAGAUCGAACCUUGGUCUGGAUGAAGCAUCUCUUCGCAGACUGGCCCAGAGGGUGGGGACCAGUGUAGCAGAUCUGCGGAGAGGUACAGAGCACAACUGGGUGUUCGGAGAGAUCACACGUGAGCAGGUAGUGCUGUUGAUCCAGAGAAGCACCGUGGCAGUGGCUCUGACAAUUGCUGAGCCCAUCCUGGACUUUGUCCCCAUUCUGGGCUCUAUCUUUGGGGCAACAUCAUCCUUUGCAGUGACUCUCAUGAUGCUGAACAAUUCGCUGGAUACAAUGGUGGAGACAGCUAAAAUUGUGCUGCAGAAUGCCAAGGCAGCCGCUUCCUCUGAAGGCAUCGGUAUUUGAGGGCUGUUAUCAGAGUGUCCCGCUUACUCUAUCCUGGAGGGAUUGCCAAAUCAUCCUGAUAUCUAUCACCCGAAGUCAAGGUUUUUCUGACACCCCAACCCCACCUGGACAAGAGAUUCUGCAGGUACUGGAAAUCAUGAGCAACAAACAGCAGGAACUCAGCAGGUCAGGCAGCAUCAAUGGAGGGCAAUAAACAAUCCAUCAGGACUCCUGUUAAUCCUUGCACGGCUUGAGUCCAAGUGUUUCCCGUUACCCCUAUAAUGAGGGCUAUUCCUGUUACCAUCAUUUCCGGGAGCUGUUUCUCCAUUGUCACUUCCUGACCCAGUGAACAACCCACCUGUUCCGAGUUUAUUUCAGAUUUCCAGCAUCUGCAGCAUUUUGCAUCAGAUUGCCUCACAAUUUAAUUUAGAUUCAGUCAUCCUGGUGUAGAUGUUUAAUGUCACAAAUAUGAGAAAUUCUGCAUAUGCUGAAAAUCCAAAGCAACACACACAAAAUGCUGAAGGAACUCAACACGUCAGGCAGCAUCUAUGGAAAAGAAUAAACAGUCGAUGUUUCAGGCAGUGACACUUCAUCAGAACUGGAGGGUUUGUUGGUCCACCUACCAAUGACCAGUUCCAGCGACAGUAGGUUGGCAAUGAUUACAUCCUUCCCCCUAUUCAGUGCCGGGUCCAGUAAGAUAUGGAUUCAUGUCAGUGUUCCCAGCUUCAAUGUCGAAUCAUUCAGCUCAAUGAAUUUAAUUUCCUCAGCCCUGCUGGAAUUUAAAUUCAAUCUCCUGUGUUAUUGAGUCCAAGUAUCGACGCAGUAGCUAAAUCUGACAAGUAGUGUGCACACUCCCUUCAUCAUAGUCCAGCUUAUGUUUGUUUUCUUCUUCUGUAAUAUCUCGAUGUACUUUUGAAUUGUGAUUGAAAGAUCUGACAGAAGCAAGCAACUGCCUCUCGGUCAGUGCUCAUUCUUUGUGAACAGCGAUGAAUUCCAUUCACCUUCACGAAUCCCGGUCCCCAGUGCAACCAGGUAACUCAGUGUAUCAGGGGAGAGAGGGCAGGGUAACAACACAGAGGUUUUACUGCACAGCAGGUGGCAGCAUUACUGGCCCAAAAUACAAUACAUAGUCACAGAGUCGUAGAUGCAAAGAGUAGCAGAGCAUAAAAACAGGUUCUUCGGCCCAUCUAGUCCUUCCUGAAAUCUUUAACACCCAAUCAACAGUAGGAGAUCCCCUACUGGGCUCAACCAUGAGCUGCUAUGAAACACCAUCUUGUAGACAUUCUACAAAUUCACCCUUUUAAGAUCAAGCACCAACCUGAUUUUCCUGACCGAUCCCUCUUACUAUCAUAUUAUUGUACUUCUGGCAUGCAUUUCCUAUUUCCCAUUGUAAUUUGUAGGCCAGAACAUUACUACUGCUUGGGGAUUUGUAUAGAACUCGCAUUGAUGGUGUGAAGGGGUAGGUAAAUAGGGGUAUAGACUAAGAACAAUGAUUAAUUAAUGAUCAAUCACCUUGUGAGCACCUUAGCUUACUGUUUUGGACAGUCAAAGAGAAGCUUUACCGAGCAACCAGUGACGUACUAGUCAUUGUUCUCUAAAGAUAGGCAAAGGCUCAAAUAAGGAACCAUCUGAUCUUGCCGAAGCAGCUCAAGGUAUAGCUAAAUAUGGGAAGUAUUGUGCAGGGGCUAGAAUGUUCUGGAGAAAAGGGGAAGGGUCCGAAUGAGGAACUGAUGGGCUAGCUUUGGCUUAAAAUAAUUAUAUCUAGCUGACCAAUGAUUAUUUUACAUCUAAUUGUAUCUUAGCAUGUGAUUGAAAUGAUUCUAAUAUUAGCUAAACUUGUAACCGUAAGAUUUCCUGCUACCUGAUCAAUGUUAUAAAUUGUGGAGAAUUGUGUAAUUCGUGGGCAGUGUCUGGACUGGCUCUUUUGGGAGAUCAGUCUGUAACUUAGCCCAUAGCAUGCUAAGAGUAAAGA